AGUAUACACAUGACCUUUGGAAGAUGGACGGUGAUACGUACAUAGUUGAAUCGUGUGGUAUUACAAAACAAAAUGUUUUUAGAAUUCAUUUGAUGUUGCUGUUGGAAGUGAAGUUAAGGAAAAUGAUCACUUAUUUGAAAUUUUUUUGAUGAUGGUGUUAGUUUUGGGAACUGUUUUUAGCUGUAAUGGUUAUUGAUUUUUGAGUUCAUAAAAUUCCGUCUGGUAAUGCAAGUCGAAAAUGUGUUUAUGUAGGCUUAUUUGUGAAUCAUAUAUGUUCUAUAUUUGCUUUAUGACUUCACAUUUAUAGAAGAAUAGUUAAGAUUACAAACAGUUAAGAUCAAUGUGUUGUAUUGAUCUCAAAUAUUGAUGUUUUGGGAUAUUGCGCAUGAAAAAAUUCUGCCCUUGGGAUUAUGGCUAUCCUAUUUUCCACGGAUGUUGUAUGUGAAAUACUUAUUUAUGCGUAAAAACAUUUCUGCAGUGACUGAAGUGUCGCGGUUUUCUUUCCCAUAGUUAUUUUACUCUAUUUGUUGUACGUUUCAACAACAAAAUAAAACUGUCUUGUGAUGUCAAAACAUUUGCAUAGCCUUGAAGAAGAUCUGGUCAGGAGACGCAUUAAAAUUAUCGAUGCAGUUUCACCCCAGUCAGCAUUGUGCAUAGUUCAUGAUGUCUUCUGCGAAGAGUGCAUCGUUGGGAGGUGAGAAGGACUCUGACAAGAGUAAUGGAGGAGGAGGAGGAGGAGAAAUUGUGAAAAUGGGCUACCUUAGGAAACUGAAGACAAUGAGGAAGAAGUUUUUUGUGCUGCGUGGUGAUUGUUCUGAAUAUUCAUCGAGGCUGGAGUACUAUGACAGCGAAAAGAAAUGGAAAACACAUCAUGCACCAAAAAGGUGCAUAGUGCUGAAGAUGUGUUUCAACAUCAACCGUCGCCUCGACACGAAGCACAAGCACGUCAUAGCUCUGUACACGAAGGAUGACUGCUUCUGCCUGGUGUUGGAGACCGAGGAAGAGCUGGAAGACUGGCUGAAGGCUCUGCUCUCCCUCCAGCACGGGGAGGACGUCCCGGACGGAGCGCCGCCCAAGCCAGUGUUCGAGCACGUGUGGCAGGUGGUGGUCCAGAAGAGAGGCCUGGGGAACACUCGUAAUAUCUUGGGGCCCCACCACCUCUGCCUCACCGAGAAGACCCUCACGCUGGUUAAGAUGACUCAGGACGAGAAGCCGGAGACGUACGAGUUCUCGUUGAUGAGUAUUCGUCGCUGCGGGCACUCGGAGUGUUUCUUCUACAUGGAAGUUGGGAGGUCGUCGUGCACAGGGGCCGGUGAUCUGUGGAUGCAGACGGAAGAUCCUAUCAUAGCAGAGAACAUGCAUGAAGCUAUCCUCAGUACCAUGAAGACUAACAGUUCGAAGGAGGACCUGCCAUCUAGGACCAGAACUCGCUCGUCCUCAUCCAAUGAGAGCUCGAAGCCCAUCUCUGUGGUCCAGAGAAGGCAAACCCUCAGUGGGAUGGGGGUGAAGCCUACCGUGUAUGCUGCUUCAGACGACUCAACACGAAGCUCUCACCACUCAAACCAAGGCAGAACACAUGCACUUUACAGUGAGAGUCUUUCAGCAUCAAUCACAGAUUCAGGUCACAUUGCAGUUCCCGCCGGUAGUGUGCCCGCUACUUACCACCAACACCACCACCAUUGCUGCCACCACCCUGCCCACGCCCGCGCCACGCAUCUUCCAACACCCACUCCGUCCCAGAGACGACAUUCUGUGUCAGCCAUGUGCGUUAGCUCGGCGGGUGGAGGCGGCGGGGCUCCCACCCACCAACGUACCCACUCUCUGCCGCUGUCAGAGCCCCAGUCCCUUCCCCCCUGGGAGACCAGGCGGGGGAGCACGGGCAGGGCCGCCAAGAGAAGUGCCAGCAAAGGCUCGACGGCGACGCGGGACCGCAGCGACAGCAUGCCGUCGCGACCUCGGACCACCAGCGAGGGCCAUCACCCCCUGCCCCUCCCGCACCCGGCCCGCAACGCCCACCUGGCCCCCUGCCCCCGGCCCCACUCCAUGUACUCGCGGGGCAUCUCCUACUCCCCGCCGGUGGGCUCCAGCCCCGUCAGCCCCGCGUCGGGGGCGUGUUCGACCGACUCGGCCGGCUCGUCCCUGUCGAUUGACGAUGGCGACGGCUGGGGCGACGUCGCGCCGGACGGGAGCAAUGCCCUGGGGCGCUACGGCCACUCCCUCACCCCGGACGAGCCCGUCAUCCUGGAGGAAAACUGUGACGAGUGCCUCUCCUGGUCCAAUGCUACAGGUGAAAAAUGCGGGAACUACAUGCCGAUGGAUCGUUCUGUGACGUGUCUGUCCUUGCCCAUCCACCCGAUAACCACAGUCAGCAACAGUGUGCCCGGCUCCGGGCCGCACCGCAAGUUCUCUCCGAACCUCAGCAGUGGGUUCAAGAUCGGCUCGCCAUCACAGAGCUCGUACGUGGAGAUGUACAGCCCAUGCAGUUCCUCUCCGAUGGACCCUCCCGGCGGUUACAUGACGAUGAGCCCAGGUGGUGCUCUUCCUGAUGGUGCCAGGACUUUGACGUACAGCCGCGCGACGAGUUCUGCCAACCACAGUCGUGGUAGCAGCCUGGCUGAAGAGACGCCGGAUGGUUAUGUUCCUAUGGCUCCUGGCGUGAUGGACGAUGGCUACGUGGAUAUGGACCCCAUCCACCCAGGACCAAACAGGCACUUAAAUGAUGACUUUCAUCAUGGUGAGAUGUCACCAGCCAGUAGCUGCUCUAUAACGUCAGGUACUCCUUCAACGGAUCUUCGUUUCUCAGAGUAUCAUCUUGAGAAGGUGAGCUCAUACUUCACGCCAUCGGAAGAAGAUGAAACUUCUUCUCUUGAUAGACCGAUACGUGCAUAUUCUGUCGGCUCCAGACCAGACAUCAAGAAACUGAACAGGUUGGACAUUGGCAAUCAAGUGGAUGCUGCAAGAGUUCGAGCAUUUUCCGUAGGAAGCCGGACUGGAACUGGUAGUAAACUGACGGCAUCUCGGUUGCUUUCUCAUGAUCUGCAUUCUCGCUACCACACUUCCUCUGCGGGCCCCACUCUGACACCCCCAACACACCACCACCACCACCUACAGUCUACACCAACGUCGUACGGCAAGAAGUCGCUGAGCGCACCUUUGCUCUCCAACUCGUGGUCCGGUUCGUCUAACUUCCGGCAUGCACAUACUCACAGCAGCCAUUCAUCCAUCGAGCCCAUGGAUGACCUCAUGGAAAUGGAUUUCAGCCAUCAUCGUGGCACUCGUUCUAACAAAACCUCAAGUUCCUUUUCAAAGACUUCAGUAAAAUCCAAGUUGGAUGCUGCUUUGCCUCCAUCUGGUUCACUUUCAAACCAUGACAGGUCAUUGGUGACUCACAAUGGGUCCUCUGGCAGUAAUGGUGAUACACCACGUUCCUUAUCUAAAUUGUCUACUGCUGCAGGGCCCUACCUAGAAAUGAAACCUAGCCUAAGUGGAGAAUCACACGUUACUCCUUCGGCCGGCAAUAAAUCGACAACGGUUUCCCCUAAAACGUCGGUUUCGUCCGGUCCUUACGAAGAAAUGAAGUGUGGUGUUUCAAUUGGAGAGUUUGUGAUUAACAGACCAGCUAACCAUAACGUGCAAGGCAAUGCAAACAGUGCAUUGAAUGUAUGCCAAGAAGCAGAUGGCUCUUCUCCACUGAGACCAACUCCGGGAACCUCGCCAAAGGCAUCGUUUAUUGGAUCUGAAACCUCCCAGUUGCCUUUCAACUCCCCUAAAAACAUAGUGUGCUCCGGUGCCGGACAUGCUGCCGAGGGGGAAAGUGCCGGACCCUAUCUCGAGAUGAAACCAAGAGGAGAUCCUGGCGGUGCGCACAACCAGUCGUUUGCCACGGUGGUGAAGCAUCUCUCUGCGAGGAAGCCCACGUCGCCCAUCCAGGAGGAGUACAUGGACAUGAGCCUCGGAAGGCAGCCGCUGGAAGAGGAGAACGACGUCAACUGUCCGCUGGGCAGCAGGACGGCUCCGGUGGACACACCUCAAGCUAAAGCGCAGGACACCUCCUGGAGUUCCAGCAAGCCUUCCCCAAAGUCUGCUUUGGAAGGUUUCAGACCCCAAGUAGCCCAUGCUGAGGACGACUACAUGACCGUGAACUAUGACGGUCAUGGUGGGAAGAAGAAGGAAAAGAAAGGAAGCAGGAAAGAUAGACGGGACAGAACACGCUACAGCUCCCAGCCAAUUGCUAUCCAGUCUAGCAAUCUUCCUAAAGAUCCGGUUCUCAAAUCUACUUCAUCCACUAGCCCAAUAUUUUCUCUGUCAAACUUGGUUAAUAUGUCAGGAAGAAAGCAUUCUGCUGGGACUCCUCCAAAAAUACCGCCAGGCUUCUUACCUCUCGAUGGAAGCGGACAUUCUGGUUCAUCACCAGGAAGCAGCCCGUUUUCAUCUCUCAGGAGGACACGCAAUCGAAAACGAAACAGUGGUGGUAGUAGGCGAGAGAGCUCUGACAUCAACAGUGGAGUCACGACACCAACUGGCUCCAAUGUGGCUAUUUUCCCAUUCAGUCUUAACAGUCCUAGUUCGCCGAUGAAGCUGUUUCCGGGAAAAAUGCAGAACGUGGACUCCGGCUUCGAGUCAUCGAGCAAGUGCCCGGUAGACGCAACGAGUGGUACGGUCCGUAUAUCGUAUCCUUACUCUGAGCUUCAGCAGCCGGUGAUAUCUCCGGACUCUGGAGGGAUGACGUCGGAAUCGAGCAGUUCGUCAGAACAGCCAACUCCCGUCAACUUAGCAGCUGGUGCAGACAACGAAUAUGUUAAUUAUUCACCAAAACAACCACCUGGGAGAGAUGAAUAUGACAACUAUACUCUCAUGCAUCCCAUCCCUGCCACUUCAUCAAACAUGGUUAGGAAAAUUUCGGCUCCCCUGCUGGGAAUUUCUCAUGUCCAGCAGGGCUUGUCGAAACUUACGGUGAGCUCACCCUCUCUGGCAGAGGGAAAAGUCGAGAUACCGCGGAAAUCGACACUUGGCUUUCAGCCGAUUACCAAACCACCUGAGCAAACACCACCACCUAAAGUGAUUACCAGUUGCCAUUCACCAUCUGCAUUGUUUCAAGAGGCUGCUCGCUUUGUCAAACCUGUGUCAUCGGACAGAGAGUGUCCCGAGGUGGCUGGAAACAAACCUGAAGUUUCAGCAGACGAAAGGAGUAAGGAAAGCACGGCAUCAAGCGAAAAUUCCACGUUUGGCUCGCGGCCACCUUCUGUGGUGAGCGAGCGAGAGUUGCACUAUGCUUCUUUAGACCUGGCCUCAUCAGGAAGCAAAGACGGAGAGGACGGCUCUUGUAGCCCUCACGGAUUAAAGUCGCAGUCAUCUUUGACGGAGUCGUCCACCUCUUCUUCUAGUCCGAACCCUUCCAGCGCAGGUACCCCCGGUGGCAAGGCCUUCACCUACGCUGAAAUCGAUUUUGUGAAGAGCGAAGACUUGAAGAACCAGGCAAGGAAAACAAAACAUUGAUCGUUCAAGCCCCAACACAGUGAGGGCUGUAAGCUCCACCACUACUUGCCUUCGUAUUUUUUUUUGUAAUGAUUUGGCCUCUUUCAUUCAAUGCUGGCUACUGAGCGAUUUGUGGAAUUUUGAUCAUUUUAGUGAUUCUAAAAAUGACUGAUGUAAAAUUUUGAAUAAUUUUAUGUGUAUUUGUUUUAGAUGUAAAUUUGUUUAUAAGUCUGCUGCAAAAACGUGUGUGUAUAUUAUAAAUACGUACCCCACACAAUGGCCAUAAAUGCUAUUGGUGUAACUUUUUUUAUUUGUGCAACUAAGUAAAUUUUUUACUUCCUCAAAGAGGACUGUUUUUUUUGUCUUACUCAUGUAGGUAUAUAAUGUAUCCCAUCUUCAUCAAAUGAAGCUCAAAGUAUUGCCUGAGGCACAUUUUUGUUACCAUAACUAACUAACUGAUAGUGACUGUAAGCUUCUUAUUCCUACCAGGCAUCCAAGUUUGUUAAAAAUGAUGCAAGCAGCUAGGUGGUAUUUGGAAUAUUAGCGCAUAAGGUCGUGUGUUGAUUCAUUGCUGUGGUUAUGACAUGGUCAUUUUUUUUUGUAAUUAUAGACAGUAUUGAAAAUAUUUUAGUAAUUUCAUUUGUAGCAAACAUGCAGGAUUGAGUUAUCACAGUAAGGAAAUUGUCAAUAACCUAUGUAUUAUCAAUGUGACAAUGUUUCUGUUUUGCCUGUAAAAAUGUAGUUUUUUUUUUUCCAUUGUGCUAUAUUUGGCUAAGAAUGCAGCACACCAUCAUGUCAAAAAAUCUCAUUUAAAAGGUUGUUCUCAGAAUUAUUGUUUAUUUGAAUUUAGAAUAUGUGUUCAAUUUCUGUCAGUGACUUCGGAUAUGUGUCUGAAUAUUUUAUUUUGUGAUUUUCUGUGUAUAAGUUUGGUGAAAAGUAAACAGAAUUUUCCAGCAAUGAUUUUGAAAUAAACCGUUGCAAGUACGUGUAUAUUUCAAGUACCUACAUAGUUUUAACAGAUUUGAGGAAUUUGCUUUUGCACAAGUUAAAAAUUAUGGGAGAAUAGUGUUCACUUAUCAGCUUUGCAAUAUUAGUAAAUGUUUAGUUUGAAGGAAGCAGCUACUGAAUGUUUCACAAGUCAAGUGUUGGAUUUUGGUUUUACUUAUAGCAAUGAGAAUAACUGAAGUGUUUAAAGCUGGUAUUUAAUUUAUCUUUAUGUAUACAAAACAUAUACACUCUGGUAUGUUUAUUCUCUUUUGCUUUUACUAAUUUAAAAUUUGUUUUAUAACACAGCCUGGAGUGAAUUAUGUAUGAUGAUAGUAAUCUGUUUGUCACUUGUUAAAAUGUAUCAACAUGAAGAGUUUAUCUCAUCUCAUUCAUGGUGGGAAAUGACAAGAAGGGUUUGUUGAACAUGAUGAGACCUUGAAGCUGUGUAACAUCCCAGUGAUGGGCAACCUACUUUAAUUUUGGACUCAAUAAAUUAUAGUUCUCGAUACAAAGUAGGAAACAAUUCCCCCAUCCUUCACACCAAUUUUGUAUAAAUAUUUUUCAUUUUAAGCAUUUAUAUUUUUAAUUGAAUGUUAUGAUUUUUUGUUGUUAAGAUUGUGCAAUUUAUUUGAGAAACCAAAACUAAUUUAGCUUAUAGAACAUUUUGUACUUCCCACAUAACUUCUAAAAAUGAAAGAGAAUAGUAAUAUAUUCAUUUGUACUUUUGGAAUAUUCCAAUUUGACAACCUCUACACUUUUAAUUUGGUGUACAAACAGAGGAAUUUAUUUACCAUAGCCAUAUUUACAUGAAGAUAAUUUUACCUGAUAAAAAUGUGAAUUUGAAAUAGUUUUUGUAACUGUAAAGCUUAAUGUUUGUUUUCUGCCAAUAAACCCUUCUUCUGUAUUUUGUCAUGCUUUUUUUACCUAAUUUAUUUGUAUACAAUUGGAAAAAAAUACUGAUUUGUUUACCCCUUAUCAUACAUAAUGAAAAACUCUGGACUUGGGAAUAAAAGGAAGUGACUCAAUUGUCAAAGGUGAAGCGAUACAAACAUUUUUAAAUAGCUUAGCCACACUACAUUCAGAGCAAACCAAAUUUAUAAGUGGUAGUUAUGCUUGCCUUGCCAAUGCUUACUGUUGUACUUGUUCAUAGUUGAAUAAAAAUCCUGUGACUACUGGCAAGGAUGUGUAAAUGCAUUUUUUUUAUAUAGAAAUAUUUAUUAACUUAUUUGAUUUUGAAAUGUUUGGAUUGUUUAAUAUUUUCAUUCUCAUAACACUACUUGGGUGCCAUUUAAACAGGAAACUCAUAGUAACAAAAAUGUUGCAACUAAUACCAGUUUUUAUUAAAUUGUUUUUAAAAUUACUUAUUACCAGUAUUUCAUUGAAAUAUUGAAAAGUAAUUUUCAUGUUAUCUCAUGUUAUUUAAUCAUUUUUGCCGAAACUUUUCCCCUCCAUUUCCUCACCCUCCGCUUUAAUCCUUAUUAAACAUACAAAUUUUCAGUGAAACAUUGUGAAGCAAUACCAAAUUAACUACGCAAAUUAAAAAUUACAACAAAAUUAAAUACCAAAUUAAGUGAUGGUCCAAAUUACACGUUUAAACAUGCUAUCAUUUUGCUAUCUAUAUAUAUUUAUACACACACACGCACACGUGCUAGCCGUAGCGAAUGGUUGUUCAUUUAUGGAGCCAUUUUAUCACGCUGCCCUUUCGGUGCUGUUGAGACUCACAUGAAUGUCUGUGUUUUACUGUUGCAGCUGAUUCUUGACUUGAUUUUUUUUUAGUUCCUACCUGUAACCCUAGCCAAGAUAUGUCUAGCAUCAGGCUGAGCAUGAAUUCUGAAGGUGCUUUGGCUCAAUUUUGGCAGUAUUUCAUACAGUUUAGUUUUGUCUUUUUCGGGAUGCCGUCAACUUAUAAUUUUUUGUAAAAUGCACCAAAUUAGGAUUUUAUUAGGGGAUUAUCCCAUGUGUACAUGGUACCAUAUGACAGAAAGAGGCGUGUAUUUACAACUUAACGUGUUAUUUUGGAUGUGAAUGGAUAAAGAUGUUUUUAUGGGAGGUGAGUGUUUGGUUUAGCACAAAUAUUGAAAUGUGGAAAGAAACAUUCUGCUGCAGAAACUGUGUAGUGCUCUACGCUGGCCUAGUUUGAUUGAUCGUGGUAGCCUGGGUUUGCGGUUGUUGAUGUCCAACAUUAACGGUGGUCCUAGUUUUGGGAGGGGCAGAUUUAACGAAGGGUAUUUGGUGUGGUAUGGAAUUCUUCCCAGUUUAUCUAAAGAGACAGGAUAUUUUUAAAACCAGUGGCUCCCUCGAAGGCUAUUUUAACAUAUUUCUGACAUCAUGAAAACAGAAGUUAAAUUAACAAGUAUCAUCAACAAAAAAUGUAAUAUAUAUAUUGAACCGACUUCAAAGCUUAGAUGCGAGGUGCGAUCUGGAGUAGAUAAUUUUUUAUCACCACCCCGAUCACUCCAGUUUUAGGUAUGGGGUUAUUGGAGGAUGAGGGGAUAGUCCCUCCCAUGAAACAGCAACAGACCAUUAAAUAAUCAAAAAAAAUAUUGAGUUGAUUGCAAAUAACACAUUUCAUAUGAUUAUUUAAUUAUUGUGGAUGAUUUUGUUCUAGAAAUAAUUUGAAGUUGUUUAGGGCCCGUGCAUUAACUAGAAACUGAAAAGGUUUUGGAUCUUCAGCAACUCAGAUGCAUUCUAACUAAGACAUUAAAUGUGAUGUAUAGUUUGGUAAUUGCUAAACAAAUUUUUCAGGUCUUGGCAAAUUAUAAUAUUAGAUAUUUUGUGUCAGCUUUAUUCAUGUAAGCAUUGAAAUAUAAAGUGCUUACAGUGUUGAAGAAUUUUCUAAGUGGGUCCGUUUUUAAUUAAAUUUUGUUGAAAUGUUUUAAAUUAAAUUACUGUUUUAAAAACUUUAUUAUGGCAGCUGCUGUGUGGAUCAGUGUUUUCAAGGAAGUAAAUACUGUAACGUCAGAAUGCAUAAAAUGGUGGUUUUCCUGUGGUACCAGGUCAAUAUAUUGAUAUAAUAUUCUUAAAAUAUGUUAAUGUAUAUAUUUAAUUGUGUUUCAUUUUUUUAUGGUAAGUACUUUUAAUUUUCUUAUCAUGUCACUAUUAUGAUUUUUCAAUACAUAUAAUAUGUAGAUAUUUAAUUUAUAAUGUAUUUUGUGUUAUAAAAUUUAAAAAAAUGAAACAUAAAACAUAAUAAUUCUGGUGCCCGUAGGGCAAGAGUGCCGCACUCACUCAC
This is a messenger RNA of Bacillus rossius redtenbacheri, 9694 nucleotides long. RefSeq lists its product as uncharacterized. Gene Ontology annotation, cellular component: cytosol; plasma membrane. The record is from RefSeq and is a predicted model, not a curated record. Gene Ontology annotation, molecular function: phosphatidylinositol 3-kinase binding; insulin receptor binding. Lineage: Eukaryota; Metazoa; Arthropoda; Insecta; Phasmatodea; Bacillidae. The transcript has 17 exons. Bases 661 to 5496 code for a protein of 1611 amino acids. Gene Ontology annotation, biological process: insulin receptor signaling pathway.